AUGGGUAAAAAGUGUUGUAUAUAUGGCUGUACCACAAAUUAUUUAUCGGCUAAAAAGAAAUCUGAUAAUUUAAAGAUCUCAGUAUAUCGAUUUCCUAAAAAUGAAGAUGAAAAACAAAUGUGGAUUAAAGUAAUUCCAAAUGCAAAUCUAAAGGUAAUUAAUGACACUUUAGUUUGUGAGUUGCAUUGGCCAAUAAAUUUUGAAAAACAACAAGUUAGAGGAAAAUUUCGUCUUAAAUUUCCACCAUCUGUUUGGCCAGGCAUACCGUCUUGUCAAAUUCCCACUCAACCUCCUCCAUUACGUUCAACAAAUAGUGCCUCUUCAUGUAUUCGAAACUUUGCUCAAGAUGAAUUAUCAGCCUUUUUAGAAAGAGAUAGAGUAACUUUUGCUGAAAUGAAAGAAAUUGAUGAUUAUUAG
This is a messenger RNA of Hydra vulgaris (swiftwater hydra), 417 nucleotides long. RefSeq lists its product as uncharacterized. The record is from RefSeq and is a predicted model, not a curated record. Lineage: Eukaryota; Metazoa; Cnidaria; Hydrozoa; Anthoathecata; Hydridae.